This is a messenger RNA of Linum trigynum, 819 nucleotides long. Lineage: Eukaryota; Viridiplantae; Streptophyta; Magnoliopsida; Malpighiales; Linaceae. The record is from the annotation of a GenBank genome assembly.
AUGGAAAAUGAGGGAUACGUGAAAGGCAAGAAUAUGUUCAGUCGCGUGUACUCUCAGAGAAUACGUGAGAAGACUCAGGAGGAGCCUGAGGUGGUUAUGGAGCCAGAUACAGUGGUCGAGCCUGAGGUGGAGUCAGAGGCAGUUGUCGAGGUUGAUGUUGAUGCCUCUGUUGUUAAGCCGAGUGAUGAGGUGGAGGUGGAGUCUGUUGUCGCUACUGAGGUGGAGCCAGAGUCAAUUGUCGAGCUUGAGGUGGAGGUGCCUGUUGUUAAGUCGAGUACUGAGGUGGAGGUGCCUGUUGUUGAUCCGGAGGUUCAGCAUACGGAGUCCAUUUUUGGUCAAGUGAAUGUAAUGUUGAUUGCUCUCCAGACCGCUGCUGCUGCUGAAGAGAGUAUAGAGACACCCCCGUCUACGAUACCUUCCGAGGAUAUUGCUACUGUGUUCGAUCCUUCUACUGAGGUUCUAACGCAAGGAGAAGCAGCACCAUCAGAGGGGGAGCUUAUAGCAGCAGCAUGCCAGAGGAUGCUGGAGGAUAGCGACGAUGAUAUUCUCGUAAGUGAGAGGCCUAUGACUCAGGAGGAGGCAGAGUUUAUGCACUCUAUCACACCAGAAGCAUGGAAGGCAACUCUUAAAACUCUUGCAUUCGAGAGGUCAAAACACCACCCAAUCGACUCAUCAGUGUACGUUUUGGCAAAGUCUUUUUUGACGAAACGACACAGCAAGUGGUUGAGUUCAUCUUUAGUACCACAUUUGAAGAUGAUCACGACUUUAUCGUGGAAACUCCAAAGGGAAAGCUUAGCGGUUGCCAAAUAUUGUCAUUGA